AUGGUAUCUCGUUUUGCAGCAUUUGCAUUAUUCCUAGUCAGUGUCAACGCAUCGUUGACAGGACCUACAAAUAUAUUACCAACGUUACCAAAUGCAAUUAUAAAAUCAGAAAAUUCUCAAUGCCAACAUGAUAGUUUAAAGCUACAGUUGGGUCUGCAAAAUAUGACUCUAUGGGCACAACAAAUGUGGGAUGCAUCAGCGAAACAAGCAGUGGGUCUGUUGUCGGGAAACAGAUUCCAGUUAGGAGACUUUGACGAGUGCCUGCAGGUAGCUAAACCUAUUAAGGCCCAAUACUGUCUCGUUGAUGUCAAACUUGAUGUGCCGUCUCAAUAUUCCUAUGCCGACCCACUGGCUAGAGAAUAUGAUCCGUUAUUACCAGCUUGGCACAAAAUUUACGUAAGAAAAGUUUUUUCCGCCUCUAGUGGUGAAUUAAAUCCACAAACAGUACAUAAUAUAGCACUAUUAUGUUAUUUUUUCAACGCAUGCGUUUAUCAAAAUAUAAUAGAUCAUAAACGUUAUCUCUUAUAA
This is a messenger RNA of Macrosiphum euphorbiae (potato aphid), 528 nucleotides long. NCBI's taxonomy places the organism in Eukaryota, Metazoa, Arthropoda, Insecta, Hemiptera, Aphididae. The record is from the annotation of a GenBank genome assembly.